AUGUCUUCCGAAGCUAACCAGUCUCUGGCGACAGCCACUGUUGCGACUCCCACUACCCCCAGGUCUCCUAUCGUCAUUGGCAUCUAUGGCCUCCCCGGCUCCGGUAAAUCGACCGUCCUCGAAAACCUCAAAAGGUCACUUCCGACAUGGAGCGACAAAUUUGCCGUCUACGAUGGGUCUGCAGUCAUUGCCUCUCUGAUGGGCCCAGACCGUGGCCUUGAUGACUUCCGUGCCCUGAGCGAAGAAGAGAAAACUCGGUACCGCGAGCUCGCCAUAGCCCACAUACGCGACGAGUGCCAGAAGACGGGUCUGGCCGGUGUUGUUGCCGGACAUUACAUGUUUUGGCCCAAGGACAGCGAGCACGGAAUGGUGGUCUGGACAAAAGCCGAUCAAGACACCUUUACACACAUCAUCUACCUUCAGCUGCCUGCGGACCUACUUUACCGUCGUCGACGGCAGGACCAGGCAAGGGAAGACCGCGAGAGAGCGGCACCUGAGCAUCUCCACAAGUGGCAAGAGGAAGAGCUGCGACAGCUAGACGCCAUAGCAAAGGAGUCAGGAAUUUGCCUUGUUCGUCAGGAUGGUGCCAGGUUGGACCGGAACCUUCGGGCUCCCGGAUCCAAGAUCCUAAAGUGGCUGCACGAGUUUCGGUCGGAAUCCGAACACCGCAACCACAUACGCGUGCUGGCUGCAGUGGAUGAGAUUGUGGCCAAUGUCAAGGCUUCUCACAAUACCCAUAUCACCACCGCUCUGGUGCUUGACGCAGAUAAGACUCUCACAGCCAUGGAUACUGGCAGUGAGUUUUGGAAGCUUGAGUCUAGCCGAGAGAGAGGGAUCGACCAGCAGGUGCCCACCCCAGCCGAAGACGUGUUCCGUGAAAACGGCUAUACCUAUGAGGCGUUCCGCCAGGUGGCCAUGUCAUACAGCCAUGUGAUUGGUUUUGAGGAACUUUGCAAUGAUGUUGCGAAGGAGACCACUCUCUAUCCCGAGCUUCUAUCCCUACUCCGCCGUGUCAAAAGUCACCCUCAUAUCAUGGCGGUGGUGGUAACUUGUGGACUACGCCGAGUAUGGCAGACGGUGAUAGAGAAAGAAGGCUUGGAAAAGCACGUCAAGGUCAUUGGUAACGGGGACAUCAGCGAGGGGCUUAUCAUCACCGACAAGUCCAAAGAAGCCGUCGUCAACCGCCUUCGAGGCCCUCCUCAUAAUCUUCGUGUGGUGGCUUUUGGAGACGGCCCGUUGGAUCUGCCCAUGCUCCAGGCAGCUGACGAAGGCGUUGUGGUUGUGGGUGUGGAACUGGCUAGGAGCAAAUCAAUGGAAGACGCUCUCUCCAGGGCCAUCAAGCCCAACGCCAAUGGCUCACCCCACGACCACAACCUACGCCAAGCACUCAUCCCGCACACCGUCAUUCCCCGUCUCGACACCACCCGGCUUCCCCUGAUAGACCUCUCCGACCCAACCGACCCCUUGAACCAGUCUCUCUUUGGCAGUCUACCCUCCAAGUCUUUUUCCAAGCCCAACCUCUUGCAUGCCAGCAACCGGCCCUCCGCCAAGCUCAUGACAACCCCGACCCGCGACGCCACCAUUUUCGGCCCUGCUCUUCGAGAAGCACAUCGCCGUAUCGGAUGGUACCUAGCUACAGAGUUCAUCACCUCCCUCGUCGGUCUAGAAGAGUACUCCAUCCCUCACGUCCAAGGCCACAACACCACUGGCCAUCGCCUCCUGCACGAACAAGACACCACCAUCGUUGCCCUAAUGAGGGGCGGGGAGCCCAUGGCUUUUGGCGUCAAUGACGCUUUCCCGCUCGCCAUGUUCUUGCACGCCAAGACACCGGAGGAUGUCAAGCCUCAUCACCUUGACAAGCAGCACACGAUCAUCUUGGUGGACUCGGUGGUGAACAACGGGAAGACGGUGUUGGAGUUCCUUGAGAGGAUUCGUGGCAUGUAUGAAGAAGGGAAGGAUAUCCGCGUUGUGGUGGUUGCCGGGGUCGUGCAGGUGGAGACUACGGGUGCGGAGCAUGGCUUGGGACGGCUCCUGAGGAAUGAUGACAAGUUUCACUUGGUGACGCUGAGGGUGUCGGAUAAUAAGUUUACUGGAAGGGGAGGAACGGAUACGGGUAAUCGGCUGUUUGGGACUACGCGUUUGGAUUGA
This is a messenger RNA of Sordaria macrospora k-hell, 2148 nucleotides long. RefSeq lists its product as uncharacterized. Gene Ontology annotation, molecular function: magnesium ion binding; L-phosphoserine phosphatase activity. Gene Ontology annotation, cellular component: cytoplasm. Lineage: Eukaryota; Fungi; Ascomycota; Sordariomycetes; Sordariales; Sordariaceae. The record is from RefSeq and is a predicted model, not a curated record. Gene Ontology annotation, biological process: L-serine biosynthetic process; dephosphorylation.